Colletotrichum truncatum is the source of this 1005-nucleotide messenger RNA. NCBI's taxonomy places the organism in Eukaryota, Fungi, Ascomycota, Sordariomycetes, Glomerellales, Glomerellaceae. The record is from RefSeq and is a predicted model, not a curated record.
AUGUCCGCCAACGCCAACCGCCCCAAUGGUCCUCGCAACUUCGGACAGAAAGUCCCCGAACGCUUCCGUUGCGACCUGGGUGGAGAGUGGAAACCCUUUUCAAGCUUCUCCAAGCGCCAGCAAAAGAUUGUCACUGACAAACUUGAGCGCCGUAUCCGGAUUGACGCUGCAAACACUGGGAUGACCUGUCGUAUGCACUCCGGAGAGCCUGUGAAGGAGAUUCAAUGUGAGGGACCGUGCAAUGAGAUCCGCGUUCUCGAUGACUUUUCAAAGAACAACCGCAGCAACGGCGUCUAUGUGUGCAAGUUCUGUCAGCAUUGGACGAAUUCCCAGGAACCUGGGUACACUCCUUGGGCAGCGCCCUCGAAUAUGUUGGACCCAUUCGAAGAAAUGGAUGACUUCGAAGCCCGCAUGCCGACUGAGCCCGAUGGCUUAACGGACCCUGUCGGCGGCGAGAUGGAUGGCCCAUCUCUGAGAGCGGGACUUGCAUCCACCGACAAAGAUGGAGGUAGGAGCCGCGAAAUUUUUGCACCAAGUAUUGACACAGAGAGUUUAAGCUCUGCUCGUCGUACCGCCGGUUCUACCGUUACCUAUACCACGAGCAUGAGCCGAGUUGGUGACCUUUCAGCUUCUAUGGCAAACCUUUGGUUUAACAAUGCAGACAUUGCCAAGGAUCUUACAGAUAGUAAGAUUGAAUAUAACGCUUGGGACUCGGAUGGUCGUCAGCAUAGGAUGGCCAAAAGCCCCACUGUUCAGUCCAGAGGCUCCUCGGUCACGAUGGGUUCGGCAGCGGGAGAGUAUUCGAAUGGCCGCGAGAAUAGUGCUUACAACUAUCGUCUUCAAGGAAGUAACCGCAGUCGUGGAUUUGGUUCUGCUCCAGACAGACAGGGCGACAGAAAGCAACUGACCGAGAAGGAACAUCGAGAGCGACAGAAAGCCUUACCCAAACGCCCCAACCUACUACCAUACCAAGACGAAGAUGAGGAAGACGAGGAAUCGGAGUAG